Vicia villosa (hairy vetch) is the source of this 1275-nucleotide messenger RNA. RefSeq lists its product as uncharacterized. Bases 1 to 1275 code for a protein of 424 amino acids. Lineage: Eukaryota; Viridiplantae; Streptophyta; Magnoliopsida; Fabales; Fabaceae. The record is from RefSeq and is a predicted model, not a curated record. The transcript is spliced from 4 exons.
AUGGGAAUUCUAACCCGAAAGCCUUUCUUUCUCAACUUCAAGAAAGUACCUACUGCACUAAGACUCUUGUGUGAUGAUAUUACUGGUUCUCUCGUUCUCACCGAGCCUCUCAACAAACUGAUAAGCUUAAUACGAACCAAAGUGGAUGAAGCGCUUCUCAAUUCCAUGAUGCAGUUUUGUGAUCCUCUCCUCCAUUGUUUUACUUAUAGAGAUUUUCAACUAGUACCUACAUUGGAAGAAUUCUCUCAUAUAAUGGAUAUACCCAUACCUGAUCAAAUUCCUUACACCGGUGAGGAAGGAGGUCCUAAGUUGGAAGACAUUGCUGCUGCUCUACACCUACCAAGAUCAGAAAUUAACGAGGUUUGGAUCAAUAAAAGAGACUAUUCUGGAAUACCCGUGGAUUUCUUGUACGAGAAAGCCAAGAUCUUUGCUGAAUCUCUAAGUAUUGAUGUCUUGGAAAGUGUUCUAACUCUGCUGAUAUAUGGACAAGUUCUGUUUCACCAUUGCGACAAAGUUGUUGAUAAGGCUGCUAUCAAAAUUUUCCUUAGCAAGAAUCCUAGGAUAAUGAGACUUUCGUACGAUGACAUCAUUUGGUAUCCAAAAGAGUUCGAAGGAGUUCAGUUAUUUGAUCGUUGUGGAGAGUUCCCUAAUGUGCCUCUUCUUGGCACCCAAGGAGGAAUUACUUAUAAUCCUGUACUUGCUCGACAUCAGUUUGGUUUUGCUUUGAAAGAUAAGCCUCGCUCCAUAUAUCUUAGCUUGGAAAGUUUCGACUAUGGUUCAGGUACAACCGAAAAGAAGAAUCGCUUCAUUAAAGCUUGGUACAAAGUAAAAAAGGUAGGUGCAAGAGAUUUGGGAACAAGGACCUAUACUCCUUCAGACCUCUACUUUAGAUGGAUAUAUGAUCGAGUCGUUGAGUUUGGAAUACCAUAUCCAUCCGACACACCUGUUGUUCCAAGGAUCACUCCUCCAGAGGUUCACGUAGAAUUGGAGCCUUAUGUACCCGCUCCGAACGAAGACCUUGCUACCACAGUUGCUCAUUUAAGACAAGAAAAGGCUGAUCUUGAAAAGCGUCUACAAGAGGUUGAGGCAGAAAAGCAAGUAUACCAUGUUAGGGUUCAUGUUCCUCAAUUUGGGGUUUUUAUGAACCACAAAAAAUUAGACCUUAAGACAGGAAUGAAUAAGAUAUACGAUAGCGCUUCUGCAAAUAAACGCUGUAAAAAGUGGAAGCUGGAGGAAGAAGACGACGAGGUGUCGUCACCUGAUUGGUCAGUUUGA